Messenger RNA from Exophiala aquamarina CBS 119918, 288 nucleotides. RefSeq lists its product as uncharacterized. The coding region runs from base 1 to 288 and encodes 95 amino acids. Gene Ontology annotation, molecular function: gamma-glutamylcyclotransferase activity; glutathione specific gamma-glutamylcyclotransferase activity. The record is from RefSeq and is a predicted model, not a curated record. NCBI's taxonomy places the organism in Eukaryota, Fungi, Ascomycota, Eurotiomycetes, Chaetothyriales, Herpotrichiellaceae. Gene Ontology annotation, biological process: glutathione catabolic process. The transcript has a single exon. Gene Ontology annotation, cellular component: cytoplasm.
AUGCCAGACAAUCCACAGUUUCUUGGACCACUACUCCCGCAACACAUUGCCGAAACCAUCAACGUCAGCAUUGGACCCAGUGGCGAGAACAGGGAGUAUCUCUUGCAUCUCCAAGAUGCCCUAGAAGCUCUGAGUGCUCACAGCCAUGACGAACAUAUUGCCGAUCUAGCACGAAGAGUGCGUGCUUUGGAUCCACCUACGCGGCCGGCAUGUCCUUCUUCAAUCGGCCACGACUUGAGGAAGAUUAACAGCACCGAAGAACAAGAAGAGAUUGAGAAGGAUACAUGA